Neolamprologus brichardi is the source of this 11562-nucleotide messenger RNA. The record is from RefSeq and is a predicted model, not a curated record. NCBI's taxonomy places the organism in Eukaryota, Metazoa, Chordata, Actinopteri, Cichliformes, Cichlidae.
AUCGAGGCAGCCAGUAUUUUUAGGGGACAGCAGCAGCUGCAAAAGCAUUUAACAGUAUUCCAUGAACAAUGACACUUGGGGUGUCGAGGGCCUGAACAACACAGAGAUUGGGGGACCGCUCUGUUGUAGUUAAACAGGAAGCUCCUGUGGAUGCUUAUGUUUCAUUUUCUGCCUGUUCUACCGGACAAAAGUCAAGAAAAAUGUACUGCCGUAAAACUUGGGACCUUUGAGGACAGCAUGUGGUAGCAUGUUUCUGAAUCUGAAGUCAACUUGGGACAUUACUCAGCCUUCAGGAGACGGGCGGCCUCUUAACUCGGACGGAGAUUGCAAAUGCGGAAUGUAUGUUGACGGUCGUUCCUGGCGACUGAAGCGAGGGUUCAUUUCCUAUGGGAAAAUGGAAGAAUAAUUACAUACCACAGACAGAAACCUGCAGUGUGGAAGUAGGUUGGUCUUGCACCAGUGAAUAGCCACUUACUGCUCUCCUAAACUGCUUAAGUAAGAAGCAACAAUGGAUGUCUUUGGUGGUGCGCCACGUUUCUUAGCCUACCCAAGACCUGUAGUGGUACAAAGCGGCACUGAUGCAGUGCUUAAGUGUCAGAUUGGUGGUGAUCCAAGGCCUGCCGUUAUCUGGGAGCGAAGCAAUGAAAAGAUUGACCCACAAGGACGAUAUAGGGUCUUUGAGGAUGGCAAUGUUUACAAUCUCAUCAUCUCAGCUGUCACAACUGAGGAUAGUGGACAGUACAUAUGCAAAGCAAAAAAUAGCAUUGGGGAAACCUAUGCAGCUGCCACACUGAAGGUGGAAGGUGAAGCGCAAGAGAUGGAGCUGCGGGAGGAAAAUAAGCCACUAUUCCUCAUCAAGCCCCUCUCCACUCGUGUCGGUCGUGGGGAAGAUGCUGUCUUCUCUUGUAAGCUUUGGGGAAACCCAAAGCCAGAGGUUAUCUGGGAGAAAGACGGUAGAAGACUCAAUGAAAUAUUUGAAAGCACACAUUUCAGUGUAGGCUACCAGGAUGGUGGAUGGUUCCAGCUCAAGAUCUUUAAGACCCGUGCUCCUGAUGGUGGUGUAUACACAUGCAAGGCAAGAAAUGAAUUUGGGGAAGCGCUAGCAGGAGCUGUGUUGCUUGUUGAUGCAGGUCCAGGACAUGAAGAAGAAGGAAAUCGCAACGGCUACAUAAAUGGCCACUGGAAAGUCCAUCAGGGAAAACAAAGGAGUGGCAGGCAACUGCCAAACCGCCUAAAAGACUACAGCAUGACCAAGUCAACAAAAGUAAAAAUGUUUGCUGUGACAGAGGGCAAACAUGCCAAAUUCCGUUGCUUUGUGACUGGUAAACCCAAACCAGAAAUAAUUUGGAGGAAAGAUGGUAGACUCAUACUGUCUGGAAGGCGUUAUUUGUUAUACGAGGACAGAGAAGGCUACUUCACACUUAAAGUUCUUUAUUGUAAGCAAAAGGAUAACGGAGUUUAUGUUUGCGCUGCAUCAAAUACUGCUGGGCAAACCCUCAGUGCUGUACACCUUUCUGUCAAGGAGCCGCCUGUGCGGUUCAAGCAGCCUCUCAUUGAUCUUGAAGUGUGGGAGCGGGAUUUGGCUGUUCUCGAGUGUGAAGUUCCAGAGGACUCAGUUGCCAUCACAUGGUAUCUGGAGGAUAGACGACUGCAACCAGGGGCCAAAUAUGGAAUGGAGGAGUGGGGAACGAAACGACGACUGACAAUUCGUGACAUCGGAGUUGAUGAUGAUGGGAUUUACCUCUGCGAGAUGCCUGAUGGGGGCAGAAGCAUUGCAGAGGUAGCUGUAAAAGGCACAAUUUUGCGGAAGCUUCCAAGAAAAGUGGAUGUCUUGGAAGGUGAAAAUGCUGCCUUUUGUGUUGAAGUAGAAAAAGAAGAGAUGGAUAUACAUUGGUACAAAGAUGGCUUAGAGCUGCGUGAAACCCAUCAGACCAUUAUUAAAUCCUUUGGUCGAACUCACAUCCUGGUUUUCGUCAACACAAUGCCCCAAGACUCUGGCCUCGUGACUUUCCUUGUCGGCAGAUCCAAGACUUCCUCUCAGCUAAGAGUUAAAUCGGCCAGACAUUGUCCACCUAGUUGUCCAGUGGCUGUGCAGAUCAACACAGAGCGUGCUAAUGCAGCUCUUCUCUCAUGGGUUCCUGCUCAGGACUCGCGAAAGAAUCCUCCCUCUGGAUAUGUGCUUGAACGGCAAGAGGUGGGCACUGGUUCGCAAGAAUGGCUUCAGUGUCUGACCACCGAUUCUGCAACCUCUGUGGAGAUCCUUGGUGACAGUGUUCCAUGUGAGGCGGAUUACCGCUUUCGUAUUUGCAGCGUCAACAAAUAUGGGAAAAGCAAUAAUGUUGAAUUCCCUAAAACUGUUCACUUAGUUCCUGUGGCCAGAAUACAAGCUCCCUUACAGGAUGCCUUGGUGCCAGAGGGGCAAGAUGCUCUCUUCUCUAUUGAGCUUUCUGCUUCAGUUAUUGGUACAUGGUUCUUAAAUGGGACUCAGCUUCAGGAAGACGAGCGGUAUUCCAUGCGUCGGUCACGAGCACACCAAUCUCUCCGCAUUCGAGGAGUACGCGAUACAGAUAAUGGAGCUGAGAUUACAUUCAUUGCCUAUGGCAUCCGUGAUUCUGCAGCACUUUACAUUCAAGCUCCUCUUGUCAAGUUUUUCCCAUUGUCAGAGAUGGAUCGAAAUAAAUUUGUAGAAAUUGGGAAUCCCAUUGUGCUCUACUGUGAGGUAUCAGACCCUGCAGCUCUGGUGCACUGGUACAAGAACGGGGUGGAAUUAAGAUCUGUGGAAGGUCUUCAUAUCCAAUCAGAGGGCACCAUGAGACGAAUUGUCAUCCAGUCAGCAGAGUUAUCACAUUCAGGAGUCUACUGCUGUGAUGCCAUUGAUGAUGUCAUCAGGUUCAAUGUGGAAGUAGAGGCCCCACCUGUGAGGUUUUCAGCACUCCCAGAUGCUGAGAGGAACAAAACCAUCCAAACAGGCUGCCCAAUUGUUUUACAAUGUGAGCUCUCAGAUCCAUCUGCCCAGGUGCACUGGUUCAAAGAUGGGUCAAAACUCCAUUCUCAAAGUGGGGUAGAUAUCAUAUCCGAUGGCUUGAUGAGGAAUCUGAUUAUCCAUUCAGCAGAAGUUUCACACUCUGGCUUGUACUGCUGCAAGACAAAGGGUGACACCAUCACUUUCAAUGUGGACAUCAAAGCUCCACCUAUGAAGUUCUCAGCAAUUCCUGAAGAUAUGAGGAUCAAGUCGAUUGAAGCAGGCUGCCCCGUUGUGCUACAGUGUGUGGUGUCGGAUCCCGAGGCCCAUGUGCUGUGGUACAAGGACGAAAUUCAGCUCAUUUCAAGCUCUGGAUUAGAAAUCCACUCAGUGGGCAACACAAGAACAUUAGUUAUUCAGUCUGCAGAGCUGAGCCAUUCUGGUGUGUACAGAUGCACCGCACAGGAUGAUACCGUGGAGUUUCAAGUGGAGAUCAAAGCUAUACCAGUGACGAACUCUACUAUCUUUGACGUUGAGGGAACCAAGUCACUCGAAGUGGGCAAACGUUUGGAGCUGGAAUGUGAGGUUGCAGACUCUACUGUGCCUGUCUGCUGGUAUAAAGAUGGUAAAAAGCUCAUUCCAAAGAAUGGUUGGGAUAUACAGAGUAAUGGCACAUCAAGGAAACUCAUUAUCCCAUCUGCUGAGCUCUUGCACUCAGGGCUAUACAGCUGUGAAACUUCUGAUGACACUAUCCACUUCACUGUGGAUGCUAAAGCUCCAACGUUGCCAUUGUCGCCUUCGCUGGAGGUUGUGGAGACACAGUUACUUGAAGCAACGUACCCCCCCGCUGAACCACCCUGUGAAUCCUCAGACCUUGCUUUCCGGGUGUCAAAGCAGAGGGAUACAGAACCUGAUAGAGAGCCUGACAGAGAGCCUGAGUUUGAAAAUGGAAGCAUCAAGAACACCCUUGUUAUUGAACCAACUCAUCCUGCAAACUCUGGAGCAUACUAUUGUGCAACAGCAGAUGAUGUUGCCAAAUUAAUAGUAAAAAAUCAAGUGCCACUUCCAACAUAUCUACUUGACCCUGAGGAUGAGAAGGCCAACUCUACUGAACAACACUGCUCAAUUGUUCAGCAAUUUGAGAUUUCAGAUCCCGUUGCCAAAGCCUGUUGGUACAAAGAUGGAACCCAGAUCUACCCCAAAAGGGAAACUGACAGUGAAUCCCAGAGAAGUAGCCAAAUCUUUCCCCUCCAGUUACAAUAUGCCUCUGGUGAUGUGACGUUUGGCUGUGAAACAGCUCAUGAUGUACAGUUAAAUGAGGACAUAAAAGCAGAGCAGUGUCACUAUCGUGAUGAGAUUGGUGAGAUAGCUGAUGCAUCUACCCAAUACACAGUGGAUGGCAAAGCUACAUCGCCAAGGCUCUCUUCUGACCAAGAGAAGAGCAAGUCCACAGAGGAGGCUUAUCCUGUUGAAGUUAUCCAGGUGUCCUCAAAAUACAAUUCUGGGAAAUCCGGUGGCAAGGCUGGAGAUACUGAGACAUGUGAAGACCAUUCCAGUCAUACACCAACUUCUCAGUCAGCAUAUGAAUAUAUGUUUGACUGCACUGCACCUAAACAGCUGAACGAACUCUAUGAUGGUCAACAAAUGGAAAAAGCCGAAUGUCCACUGUACCAUGACUCUGUAAACCCAAUAACAACUCAGUCUGACACACACCAUCACACUACACAGCUCAAAGAUACACAAGGUGAGGAAUUCAUUUACUAUGUACAGCAUACGGAAGCCUCAUCUGAAGAACCUGACAAUUCUUUGCAGACAGCUGUUCUGACAGAUGAGUUUUGCAAGUUUUUGCAAAUUACAACUGUUCAGUCAGAGGAAUCCACUUCCAAGAAUCUAACUUUCCAAUCAGAGGAGCUACCUAGUUUAGGACAGACACCAUCUGUCCAGUCAGAGCUAGGCAGCCUUCUACAGAAUUCAGCUACAACAUCAGAGCACAAUACUGACACCUUACAGAUUUCAAUCAAAUCAGACAGCAUCUCUGAGUCUUUCAAAACUGCAACUCCACAGCCAGAGGAUCUGAUUGAAUCCAUAAUCUCUGAAAGUUACAAAUCAGAGGAGCCCUUUAAAUCCUUACAGACUGUAGCUGUCAAAUCAGAGGGACCAUUUAAGUCAUUGCAGACUGCAGAUGUCCAAUCAGAGGGGGCCUUUAAUUCAAUGCAAAUCCCACCUGUCCUUUCAGAGAAGCCUUGUGACCGUUUACAAACCGAAACCGUCUAUUCAGAGGGGCCCUAUAACUUUUUAUGGACUGCAACUGACCAAUCAGAGGAGUUCAACAGACUCCUACAGAAAUCUGCUGAUCUUUCAGAGGGGCUCAGUGACUUCCCUAAAACAGCAUCCCUUCAAUCAUUGGAUUUUUCUAACCUUAAAGAGGUAAAAACUUUCCAACAGGAGCCAUACGACUUGCAGCAGUCUGCAUAUGUCAAAUUGGAUCAUCCCGAUAAUACAGGACAAGCAGUUUCUAACGAUUUGCAAGUGCUGUCCCUGCCAAGUCAGGAAACAACAGUCCCUGCAGAGUUUUAUCGCACCCUGGAGACUACGGAAGAACAAGUAGACAUCACAUUUAGCUCUGGGAAAAGACAUUUGACCAACUAUGCAGAGCCUUGCAAUAUCAAGCAGACAGCAACUGUCAAAUCAGAAGAGCUCUACCUCUCAGGGACACAUGAUGGUUACUGGAGUGACAGUGUCACUGCAUAUAAGGUGGCUGUUGAAGCUCCGCCUGUGAGAAUUACAAGACUUUGUGAGGCUGAAAGGAACAAGUCUGUUGAAGGUGGUGAACCCCUAACGCUGCAGUGUGAGAUAUCAGAUCCUAAUGGUGAAGUUACUUGGUACAAGGAUGGAAUAAAACUUCUUGAAGCAGCUGGGCAGGACAUGCUGGCAGAUGGUUCUAUAAGAACACUGACUUUCCGAUCUGCGACACUGUCUCAUGCAGGGAUUUACAGCUGCAAGACAACAGAUGAUGCAGUGCAGUUUCAUGUGGAUGUUAAAGCUCCACCUCUGACAUUUUCAGCAAUGUCUGAGGUUGACCAGAAAAUGACGGUCAUAGCAGGCUAUCCCAUUGCUCUACAAUGUGAACUGUCAGACCCCACUGGACAAGUCAGUUGGUACAAGGAUGGAACAAAGCUCCUACCUCAGAGUGGAGUAGACAUCCAGUCAGAGGGAAAUUUGAGGAGUCUAGUUGUCUCAUCAGCCGAGCGGGCUCACACGGGUGUAUACCGUUGCGAAUCAAAGGAUGAUGACAUCCAGUUCACUGUGGAUGUAAAAGCCCUACCUGUGAAGUUCUCAGAGCUUCAAGAGAAUGACCGGAACAAGUCCGUCGAAGAAGGCGCCCCCAUUGUCCUGAGAUGCGAACUCUCUCAUGAUCCCUCUGCUCAUGUCGACUGGUAUAAAGACGGGGUAAAGGUUCUGCCACAAAACAAUGUGGAAGUACAGUCAGAUGGACUGACAAGGACACUGCUCAUCCCUUCAGCUGGAAGCGCGCAUGCUGGUACCUAUGAAUGUUCAACAAAAGAUGACACUGUGACUUUUAAAGUGGAUGUAAAAGGCCGAUCGUCACAGAUCAUGCCACUCCCACUGUCAGAAAAAUACAAGCUGAUUGCAGCUGGUUGUCCGAUUAUACUCCAGUGUGAGGUCUCAGACCCUGUUGCCCAGGUUUCCUGGUUUAAAGAUGAUUUGGAGCUAUUCUGCAAAACUGGGCUUGAUAUGAAAAGAGAUGGCAACUUCAGAAAAUUGAUGAUUCCUUCUGCUAAAGUCUCUGACUCUGGUCUCUACAGCUGUAAAUUUGCAGAUGACACUGCGACAUUCCAUGUGGACGUCGAAGCUACUCCUGUGAGGUUUUCAGCGAUUCCAGAGGUUGCGAGAAACAAAUUUGUUGAAGCAGGCUGCCCAAUUAAGCUGCAGUGUGAAGUCUCAGAGCCAACUGCCCAAGUCUAUUGGAACAAAGAUGGAGAACAGCUACUUCCAGAGAGUGAAUAUGAAAUCCAAGCUAAAGAAAAACUGAGAGCACUGGUCAUUCAGUCAGCAGAAGUCAGACACUCUGGGAUGUACAGCUGUGAAGCCGCAGAUGACCAUAUAGAAUUCAAGGUGGAUGUUGCAGCACCACCGGUAACGUUUGCUGAUAUCCCAGAGACUGACCUUUUCCAGAGUGUUGUGGAACAUGAACAGCUUGUUCUGUCAUGUGAAGUAUCAAGGUGUGAUGGUGUUGUCAAAUGGUACAAAGACGGAACUGAAAUGCAACCAACCAAUAAUGUUACAAUCCAAGCAGAGGGCACCAAAAGAAAGCUGAUUAUAAAUUCAGCCCAACUGUCCGAUACAGCUACAUACACAUCUCGUGCAGGAGACAACGUUUUAGUCUUCAAAGUUAACAUACGAGAACCUCCUGUGACGAUAAUCUAUCCCAAGGAGGAUGUCCAUCUUGACCGUCAUGUCCCCGAUGAAAUUAUUCUGAGCUGUGAACUGUCUCGUGCCAGUGGUGUGGUCAGCUGGUAUAAAGACGGUCAAAAGCUUCAAGAGAGUGAGAACAUCAAGCUCAAGGUAGAAGGGCCUUAUCGACGACUUAAGAUACUGUCUAGUGGAGUAGAGGAUUCUGGAGAAUACGUCUGUGAUACAGCUGACGAUUCAAUAUUCUUUCACCUAAAUAUCACAGAACCUCCAGUGAAGAUUGUAUCCCCAAGUCAGUCAGAAAUGGAACUGUGUCAGCAGACCUCUGAGAGGAUGGUGCUAAGCUGUGAGAUCUCACGGCCCAAUGCAAUGGUACGCUGGUAUCGUGAUGGACUCGAGGUGGAGGAGAAUGACAAUCUCAUUCUGGAGGUGGAUGGUGUCUACAGAAGACUUAUUAUACCUGAAACCACUGUCAAAGAUUCAGCAGAAUAUGUGUGCGACACAGCGGAUGACUCCAAGACGUUCUUUGUAAACAUAGCAGAGCCUUCUGUUCGCUUCAUUCGUCCUCGGAAGAUGGCAAGCAGAGUAGAGAAAAUGGUCGGGGAGACUCUAGUUCUAGACUGCGAGGUUUCAAGAUCAAAUGCUGAAGUCACUUGGAAGAAGAAUGGGGAAGAAGUUGAAGACUCUAGAAACAUCACAAUCCUUGAAGAUGGCGUCAUCCGUCAGUUGACCAUUCACUCGCUGACAGUGGAAGAUGCUGGGCAAUAUGUCUGCGACGCAAAAGACGAUGUAAUGGAUUUCAGUGUGAUUGUGCAAGAAUUACCUGUAAAAAUUCUUGGAAAAACAGAUGCAAAAAUAGAAAAACAGUUCUUAGUAUCAGAUGACAUUAUUCUUGUAUGUGAACUCUCAAGAGCCAAUGCCUCAGUCAGCUGGUAUAAAGAUGACAAGCUUAUUGAUGACAAUGAGCGAUACUGCAUCGAAGAGCAAGGUGUUUUCCGAUCUCUGGUGGUCCUAAAUGCGGCAUUUGAAGAUUCAGGGGAAUAUACCUGCGAUGCAGUGGAUGAUAAAAUGGUCUUCUAUAUCACUGUCAAAGAGCCUCCUGUGCAGAUCAUUGGAAAUGCAGGCCACCCAGAGCAUCAUAUACUGGUAGCAGGAGAUGAUCUUAUUUUGGAGUGUGAAGUGUCUCGGCCAAACGCCACAGUUGAGUGGUUAUGGAACGGCAAGAGACUGAAACCAGAUACUCGCGUAAAAAUUGACAGCUAUGACGUUGUUAGGAAGCUUGUUCUCUCUGGACUUCAGCCCUCGGACUCUGGAGAAUACAUUUGCGAUGCCCUCGAUGACAAAUUGAUAACAAUUGUAGAGGUCCAAGAGCCGCCAGCCAAGUUUCUGAAUAAAAAAGCAAACAACAUCACAGCCUAUGAAAACGAGAGCGUCACACUGUGUGCCAUUGUGAGCCAUGAAAGAGCAAAUGUUCGGUGGCUGAAAGAUGGCCAACUAUUGAACGAGGAGAACAUUCACAUCUCCAGUGUGGGUAAUACCCACAAGCUCACCAUUAAUCCUCUGCAGCUGUCUAAUUCUGGAGAAUAUGUCUGUGACGUAAAGACAGAUGAGAUGUAUUUCAGUCUUUUAGUCAAAGAAAUGAAGGUUAAAUUUAUUAGACAGUUGGAGAAUAUCAAGGCUCUAAAGGGAACCCACCUUACGUUACAAUGUGAGAUCAACAAGCCAAAAGGAGACGUUCAGUGGCUGAAAAAUGGCAAUGAGAUCUCUCCAAGCCGUCAGCACACAAUCAGGGCUCAAGGUAGAGAGCGGAGCUUUACCAUCCACCAACUAAUGGAGGAAGACAGUGGAGAAUAUGUCUGUGAAUCCACAGAUGACAGGACCUCAGCCACUGUUACUGUAGAAACCCCCCGUAUUAUUGAGUUCAUAGCAGAGCUUCGUAAUGUCAUCAUCUGUGAAGGAGAAGAUGCCGUUUUUAAGUGUGUGGUUUCACCAGAGGACACCAAGUUGGUGUGGCGCUUAAACGGCAAGCAAGUAGCCCUGAACGAGCGCACUGUGGUUUCCAGCAAUGGGCUAUGCCACAUGCUCUGCAUCAACAACUGCGUGGUUUCAGAUAGCAGCAGAGUGACAGCUGAUGCAGAGGGGUUGAUUUCAGAGGCAGAACUACAGGUUCAAGAGCAACAGGUGCUGUUCAGUAAGAAAAUGACACCAGUUGUAGCUGAAGAAUACAGUGAAGCAACUCUAGAAGUGGAGGUGAGUGUGGAUUCGGGAGAGGUGCAGUGGAUGAGGCAAGGGGUGCUAAUCCACCCUGGAGCCAAGUAUACUCUGAAGCACAAGGGCCGCAAACACAGUCUCACCCUCCACAAAGUGUCAAUGUCUGACCGGGGCACCUAUAGCUGUGAAACCCUUCAUGACCGCACACAAGCCCAGCUCACAGUGGAACCUCGAAAAAUCACAAUCAAGAGGGGACUGACUGACAUUAAAACCACAGAGAGGGAAACGGCUUCUUUUGAGGUAGAGGUGUCCCAUCCCAAUGUCCCGGGCACAUGGAUGAGAAAUGGACUCAAGCUUAAGCCAACUAAUCACUUCCGUAUGAGUGCAAAAGGACAAGUCCACAGCCUUACUAUCUCUAACCUGUCAGUAGAAGACACUGGCACCUUUGUGUUCUGCAUAGAGAAUCUGAAGACCUCUGCAAGGCUUGUUGUAAAGGAGCCCCCAGUGACCGUUUUCAGAAAACUGGAGAACCAGAGGUUCCCUGAAGGGGCAGUAAUCUCCAUCGAGUGUGAGCUGUCAAGACACAACGUGGAUGUGAAAUGGAUGAAGGACGGGGCUGAGGUGAAGACCAGCAAAGACUUGCGCAUUUAUGCAAUGGGAAGGAAACGGUUUCUCCAGAUCAUGAAAUGCCAAGUCAGUGAUUCUGGCAUGUACACCUGCGAUGCAGGAGAUGCAGCUACAUCCUGCACUGUGGAAGUCUACGAGCGUGAGCUGGUGAUCCUCCAGGGUCUUGAGGACCUGGACAUCCAAGAGGAUGAAAACGCUGUGUUUGUUUGUGAGAUCUCAGUGGAGGAUGUGCCGGGGGAAUGGUACAAAAAUGGGGAGCGGAUACAGCCCACCAGCACCAUUAAGAUCCGCCAGGAAGGGACAAAACAUUUUCUUCUCAUUUGCAACGUGCGAGCAGAAGACUCUGGAGAGAUUAAGUUUGUGGCGAGGCACAUUGAAUCUGUUGCUUACUUGGAGGUGGAAGAGCUUCCAGUCAGUAUUGUAAAACCUCUGCAAGACAAGACGGCCCUUGAGAAGAGCCGUGUGCUCUUGGACUGCACAGUGUCCAACCCCAGAUGUAGCAUCCGCUGGUACAAAGGCAGCAAUGUCAUCCUGCCCUCUGAACGCUUCGAGAUCUGCAGCGAAGGAUGUUAUCGCAAGCUGAUCAUCCAGCAGGUGGCGCUAGAUGAUGAGGGCACAUACAGUGUGCAGGUUGGAGAUUAUACUUGCUCUGCAAAGCUGACAGUGGAGGGUAAGAGCAUUAAAGCUUAACAGUGCACAAAAAUGACAUCUGACUAAAAGUUAGGUCUAGUUCUUUUAGCAGGAUAUUUUUUAUCUAGGCAUGCACCACCUUUACUAGGUCUGUUUUUAUUUCUGUGCCAUUGAUUAUCCCAUAAAAUGGGUUGUAGAGACAAAUGUCAGGACAUCCAUUUUUUCACCCCUUCCCCCCAGAGUCUGUUAUUAAAAUACCCAGAGUUUGUUAUUAGAGCUGUAACAGGAUAAAAUCCCUCUCUUAUAGUAGCAACAGCAAAUACUGUGUGCAUAUAUAACCAGAUAGUGCCACCUACUGGAACAGCAGAGUUACCACAUGUAAUUUCUUAUUUCGUGAAUAUAGGUGUAAUAUCGGGGCACAUUUUUAUAUAGGAGUCAGUCUGUUUUAAUUUCACAAUUACCUGAUUUAACUUGAUCAUGGGUGAAAGUAAUGUUCAUAGAUAAGUCCCCAAACUGGCAAAUUAAAAUCAUCUACACUGAUUUGAUUCUACACUUUGAUUUCAUAGUGUAGUGGUUUACAAAUUUGCCUAAAUCAUGAAAGAGUCCUGUUUGAGAACAGAAUGAGAGCAUGGCCAGCAGAAGAACCCCUCCUAGGUUAUUCCUGGGAGGGCAAAUCUACUGUGGCGCUGCUUUGUAAA